UCCCUCUUACCCCAACCACUCUCUCUGUUCUCGCUUCGCUUUACUGCCAGAGAUUAAUUUCGGGGUUGAACCGGGACGUGUGCGAUCCGGUACUGGAAAUACUCUCUUCCUCUUCCGGCCUGGACUUUCUCUGUUCGUGCAGCACGGGACAAGUCUUGCAUAUCCUCCGGUUCAGAUGAUCACAACCGAACCGCUUUUCCUGCAAUUUGUCCAGUUUUGAUUGUUUUCGAAAUUCAGUAUGACGCAAUUAGGAUAUGAUAUUAGAGACCUCUUUCAAGAAGCUCAAACCCGUUGGCUGAAGCCAGUAGAAGUGCUCUUUAUUUUACAGAACCAUGAGAAGUAUCAGCUAACCGAGGAGCCCCCUCGACAGCCAACUAGUGGAUCGUUAUUUUUAUUUAAUAAGCGAGUCCUUAGGUUCUUCCGAAGAGAUGGUCAUAAUUGGCGGAAAAAGAAGGAUGGAAGAACUGUUGGGGAAGCACAUGAACGCCUUAAGGUUGGAAAUGUUGAAGCAUUAAAUUGUUAUUAUGCGCAUGGAGAGCAGAACUCCAAAUUUCAGAGGCGUAGCUAUUGGAUGCUGGAUCCGGCAUAUGAGCACAUUGUUCUGGUACAUUACAGAGACUUAACUGAGGGAAAGCACAGUCCUGGAUCUUUUGCAUUGUUAUCCCCAGGAUCCUCUUCUAGCUACAGUCAGAGUCCUACCUCUUAUAUUACGCAAAAUCCAGGCUCUAACUCCAAACCUAGCGACUUUGAUCCUUACAAGAGUUCAUCUAGCCCAGGCUUAGAAGUUAGUUCUGAGAUAGCCAUUAAGAAUAAUGGUGUGGAUGACCUGGAGAGGGUGGGUAGAACAGGACAGAAAGAAAACUCCGAUGAGCUUCAGGUUACUCAAGAUUUGCGAAGGCUUGAGGAGCAAUUAAGUUUGGAUGAAGAGAGCUUCAAAGAUAUUAGUCUAUUCUACAAUCGGUAUGAAAAUUCAAAUGAUUCAGAUAUUUCAGAAUAUGAAAUUAAGAACUCCAAGCAGGAUGAACAUGCAGCUUUACAGCACGGACCAGAAUAUAUUGAUAUGUACUAUGGGCCACAUGCUGGAGUGCAGAACUCAAACAGCCUUGAGCUUCUUCAUAAUGCAGAUGAAAGUAAAGGAUCUUCAUCUUGGGAAGUGGUGUUUGAGUCAUUUAACCCUUCAUCAGAUGUUGAAUCCCAGCAGAAGCAUUUGUAUACAUUGGAUGUAAACGAAAAGAAUCUCUCUCUUUCAAGGAAUGUGCCAAAGGAAGAGGAGCAUAGUGAUUGGCUGAAUUUCAAUGUAGAUAAUGCUGAAAACACUUCUUUGUUGCCGCAUAAAGAUGCUGGCAGGUUCAAAUUUCCCGAAUAUUCUUCAGCAAUAGAAACUCAUGAAAUUACUUCUGACUACUACACGACAUUGCUUGGACAAGACCAAACAGGAAUGCUUCUUGAAGCAAAUUCAAGUUUGACUGUCGCCGAAAAACAGAAAUUCACCAUUUGGGAAAUAUCCCCCGAAUGGGGUUAUGAAACUGAGGCCACAACGGUCGUCAUCAUUGGAUCUUUCCUCUGUGAUCCAUUGGAAUCUACCUGGGCUUGCAUGUUCGGUGAUGUCGAAGUUCCUGUUCAGAUCAUUCAGGAAGGCGUCAUCCGUUGCAAAGCUCCAUGUCACCUUCCUGGAAAGGUGACUCUCUGCAUUACUUCUGGUAAUCGGGAAUCCUGCAGUGAAGUCAGAGAGUUUGAGUAUCGAAUGAAGACAAGAACUUGCACGUACUGCGCUUCAACUAAUACAGAAGCCAAUAAGAGCCCUGAAGAGUUGUUGUUACUUGUUAGAUUCGUGCAGUUACUUCUGUCUGAUUCAUUGGUAUAUAAAAGAGACAAUGUGGAAUCUGAAAUUGAUGUAUUGAGAAGAGUCAAAGCUGAUGAUGAUUCAUGGAGUCAUGUCAUAGACGCUUUAUUAGUUGGGAGUGGAACUUCAUCCGGUACCAUUGAUUGGGUUCUUCAAGAGCUUCUUAAAGACAAGUUGCACCAGUGGCUUUCUUCCAGAUCCCAGGAAGGACGUGACCAGACAGACUGUUCCUUGUCCAAGAAAGAGCAAGGAACAAUACACAUGAUUGCCGGGUUGGGCUUUGAGUGGGCUAUAAAUCCUAUUCUCAGUAGUGGAAUCAAUAUAAAUUUCCGUGACAUUAAUGGAUGGACUGCUCUUCAUUGGGCUGCACGUUUUGGAAGGGAAAAAAUGGUUGCUGCACUUAUUGCUUCUGGUGCAUCAGCUGGGGCUGUGACUGAUCCCACUUCCCAAGAUCCACAAGGCAAAACCCCAGCAUCCAUCGCAGCUGCCAGUGGGCACAAGGGACUUGCAGGUUAUCUUUCAGAGGCGGCACUAACUAGCCAUCUGUCAUCCCUCACAGUGGAAGAAAGUGAGCUUUCUAAAGGCUUCGCGGAGGUUGAAGCAGAAAUGACUGUGAAUAGCAUCUCAAAUGGGAGUCUCGCAGAUAAUGGAGAUCAGCUCUCCCUUAAAGAUACAUUAGCUGCUGUUCGGAAUGCAGCUCAGGCUGCUGCACGAAUACAAGCAGCUUUCCGUGCUCAUUCUUUCAGGAAAAGACUUCAGAGAGAAUCUGCUGUUAGUGUAGAUGACUAUGGCAUCAAUUCCGAUGACAUUUCAGCUUUGUCAAACCUAGUAUUUCGUAACCCACGUGAAUACAAUUCAGCUGCAUUAUCUAUUCAGAAGAAGUAUCGGGGUUGGAAAGGUCGAAAGGAUUUCUUAGCAUUUCGUCGGAAAGUUGUGAAGAUACAGGCUCAUGUGAGAGGUUAUCAGAUAAGGAAGAGUUACAAGGUCAUCUGUUGGGCUGUUGGGAUUCUAGACAAGGUUGUACUACGAUGGCGACGGAAGAGAGUUGGUUUGCGAGAUUUCCUGAGUGGGACAGAUACCAUUGAUGAAACUGAAGAUGAAGACAUUCUCAGGGUGUUUCGCAAGAAGAAAGUGGAUUUGGCUAUUGAUGAGGCCAUUGCUUUGGUUAUAUCCAUGGUUGAGUCUCCAGAGGCCCGUUGGCAAUAUCGUCGCGUGCUUCAAAGAUACCGGCAAGUUAGGGCUGAACUUGGUAGCACAGACAGUGAAGUAAUGGGAUCAUCUUCUCUACGUCGUAUGAAAGAUGAAGUUAUGUAUCACUUCCCAUAGAAGCCAUCCGCUAAUCAUCCUAACUAAUAUUAGGUUGGCAUGUUUUUACUUUGCUUGAUAGUGAUCUCCAGAUUUAGUUUGUGCUUAAUGGGCGGAUUUCGCAGCAAUUGUAAAGUGAUUAAUGAGCCUAUAUUAUCAUAUGUAAAUGCUCUGAAUGCAAUUUCUGUAAA
This is a messenger RNA of Juglans microcarpa x Juglans regia, 3339 nucleotides long. Its product is annotated as calmodulin-binding transcription activator 4-like. Lineage: Eukaryota; Viridiplantae; Streptophyta; Magnoliopsida; Fagales; Juglandaceae. Gene Ontology annotation, biological process: regulation of transcription by RNA polymerase II. Gene Ontology annotation, cellular component: nucleus. The transcript has 13 exons. Gene Ontology annotation, molecular function: protein binding; double-stranded DNA binding; transcription coregulator activity. The record is from RefSeq and is a predicted model, not a curated record. Bases 239 to 3169 code for a protein of 976 amino acids.